Saimiri boliviensis boliviensis (Bolivian squirrel monkey) is the source of this 4014-nucleotide messenger RNA. RefSeq names its product RE1 silencing transcription factor (gene REST). Gene Ontology annotation, cellular component: nucleus; transcription repressor complex. NCBI's taxonomy places the organism in Eukaryota, Metazoa, Chordata, Mammalia, Primates, Cebidae. Gene Ontology annotation, molecular function: transcription cis-regulatory region binding; DNA-binding transcription repressor activity, RNA polymerase II-specific. Gene Ontology annotation, biological process: negative regulation of neuron differentiation; negative regulation of DNA-templated transcription; positive regulation of transcription by RNA polymerase II. The record is from RefSeq and is a predicted model, not a curated record.
CAGGCUGGGUGCGCGGCGUAGCGUCCUGUGGUGGAAUGUGCGGCUCCCGCGAGCUCGCGGCGCAGAAGCGGAGCGAGCGCCGCCGAGGCCCGGGACCCCAGACCCCGGCGGCGGCGGCAACCGAGACCGCUGGGCGAGUCCCGGAGGCCUGAGCACCCUCUGCAGCCCCACUCCUGGGCCUUUUCGGUCCUCGACGGCCCCAGCACCCAACUUUUCCACCCUCCCCCACCCUUCCCCCGAAACUCCAGCAACAAAGAAAAGUAGUCGGAGAAGGAGCGGCGACUCAGGGUCGCCCGCCCCUCCUCCCCGAGGAAGGCCGAAUACAGUUAUGGCCACCCAGGUAAUGGGGCAGUCUUCUGGAGGAGGAGGGCUGUUUACCAGCAGUGGCAAUAUUGGAAUGGCCUUGCCUAACGACAUGUAUGACUUACAUGACCUCUCCAAAGCUGAACUGGCUGCACCUCAGCUUAUCAUGCUGGCAAAUGUGGCCUUAACUGGGGAAGUAAAUGGCAGCUGCUGUGAUUACCUGGUUGGUGAAGAAAGACAGAUGGCAGAAUUGAUGCCUGUUGGGGAUAACAACUUUUCAGAUAGUGAAGGAGAAGGUCUUGAAGAGUCUGCUGAAAUCAAAGGUGAACCUAAUGGAAUGGAAAACAUGGAACUGAGAAGUUUGGAACUCAGUGUUGUAGAACCUCAGCCUGUAUUUGAGGCAUCAGCUGCUCCAGAGAUUUACAGCUCAAAUAAAGAUCUUCCUCCUGAAACACCUGGAGUGGAGGACAAAGGCAAGAACUCAAAGACCAAACCCUUUCGAUGUAAGCCAUGCCAGUAUGAAGCAGAAUCUGAAGAACAGUUUGUGCAUCACAUCAGAGUUCACAGUGCCAAGAAAUUUUUUGUGGAAGAGAGUGCAGAGAAGCAGGCAAAAGCCAGGGAAUCUGGCUCUUCCACUUCAGAAGAGGGAGAUUUCUCUAAGGGCCCCAUUCGCUGUGACCGCUGUGGCUAUAAUACCAAUCGAUAUGAUCACUAUACUGCACACCUGAAACACCACACCAGAGCUGGGGAUAAUGAGCGCGUCUACAAGUGCAUUAUCUGCACAUACACAACAGUAAGCGAGUAUCACUGGAGGAAACACUUGAGAAACCAUUUUCCAAGGAAAGUAUACACUUGUGGAAAAUGCAACUAUUUUUCAGACAGAAAAAACAAUUACGUUCAGCAUGUUAGAACUCAUACAGGAGAACGCCCAUAUAAAUGUGAACUUUGUCCUUACUCAAGUUCUCAGAAGACUCAUCUAACUAGACAUAUGCGUACUCAUUCAGGUGAGAAGCCAUUUAAAUGUGAUCAGUGCAGUUAUGUGGCCUCGAAUCAACAUGAAGUAACUCGCCAUGCAAGACAGGUUCACAAUGGGCCUAAACCUCUUAAUUGCCCACACUGUGACUACAAAACAGCAGAUAGAAGUAACUUCAAAAAACAUGUAGAGCUACAUGUGAAUCCACGACAGUUCAAUUGCCCUGUAUGUGACUAUGCAGCUUCCAAGAAGUGUAAUCUACAGUAUCACUUCAAAUCUAAGCAUCCUACUUGUCCUAAUAAAACAAUGGAUGUCUCAAAAGUGAAACUAAAGAAAACCAAAAAACGAGAGGCUGACUUGCCUGAUAAUAUUACCAAUGAAAAAACAGAAACCGAACAGACAAAAAUAAAAGGGGAUGUAGCUGGAAAGAAAAAUGAAAAGUCUAUAAAAGCGGAGAAAAGAGAUGUCUCAAAAGAGAAAAAGCCUUCUAAUGUGUCAGUGAUCCAAGUGACUACCAGAACUCGAAAAUCAGUAACAGAGAUGAAAGAGAUGGAUGUGCAUACCGGAAGUAAUUCAGAAAAAUUUUGUAAAACUAAGAAAAGCAAAAGGAAGCUGGAAGCUGACACCCAUUCUUUACGUGAUCCUGUGAAUGAUGAGGAAUCUUCAACAAGAAAGAAAAGGAAGGUAGAAAGCAAAUCCAAAAAUAAUAGUCAGGAAGUGCCAAAGGGUGACAGCAAAGUGGAGGAAAAUAAAAAGCAAAAUACCUACAUCAAAAAAAGUACAAAGAAGAAAACUCUGAAAAAUAAAUCAAGUAAGAAAAGCAGCAAGCCUGCUCAGAAGGAACCUGUCGAGAAGGGGCCUGCUCAGAUGGACCCUCCUCACAUGGAGCCUGUCCAGAUGGGGCCUUCUCCCACAGAGGCAGUUGAGAAGGGGACCGUUCAGGUGGAGCCGCCACCUCCAAUGGAGCCUGCUCAGAUGGAGGGUGCCCAGAUACAGCCUGCUCAUGCUGAGCCUGUUCAGACGGAGGUGUUUCAGGAGGGGCCUGCUCAGAAGGAGCUGCCACCUCCUGUGGAGCCUGCUCAGGUGGUGGGUGCUCAGAUGGUACCUGCUCACAUGGAGCUGCCUUCUCCCAUGGAGACUGCUCAGAUGGAGGUUUCCCAAAUGGGGCCUGCUCCUGUGGAAACUGUUCAGAUGGAGGUUGCCCAAGUAGAACCUGCUCCCAUGGAGGUGGUUCAGAAGGACUCUGUUCAAAUGGAGCUGUCUCCUCCCAUGGGGGUGGUCCAGAAGGAGCCUGUUGAGAUGGAGCUGUCUCCCAUGGAGGUGGUCCAGGAGCCUAUUCAGAUGGAGCUGUCUCCUUCUAUGGAGGUAGUACAGAAGGAGCCUGUUCACAUAGAGCUAUCUCUUCCCAUAGAGGUGGUCCAGAAGGAACCUGUUCAGAUGGAGCUGUCUCCUCCCAUCGGGGUGGUUCAGAAGGAGGCUUCUCCUCCCAUAGAGCCUCCCCUUCACAUGGAGCCAAUUUCCAAAAAGCCUCCUCUCCGAAAACAUAAAAAGGAAAAGUCUAACAUGCAGAGUGAAAGAGCACAGAAGGAGCAAGUCCUUAAUGAAGUUGGCUUAGUGCCUGUUAAAGAUAGCUGGCUUCUAAAGGAAAGUAUAAGCACAGAAGAUCUGUCACCACCGUCACCACUGCUGCCAAAGGAAAAUUUAAAAGAAGAGGCAUCAAGAGACCAAAAAUUACUCAUCAGAGGUGAAGGAAAUCAAGAAGCCCCUCUUCAUAAAGUAGGAGCAGAAGAGGCAGAUGAGAGCCUACCUGGUCUUGCUGCUAAUACCGAGGAAUCUACCCAUGUUUCAUCCUCUAGACAAAACUUGAAUAUGCCAGAGGGUGAAACUUCAGAUGGUAAACAUCAGACUGACGCUGUGGUUUGUGAAAUGGAAAUGGACACUAAUGAGAACACAAGAGAGAAUCUCCCUGGUAUAAAGUCAACAGUUCAGGAACCAGUUUCACCAAUGCUUCCCCCAUCAGCAGUGGAAGAAUGUGGUGAAGCAGUGUCUAAAACUGUACCGCCAUCACCUCCUGCUACCAUGGCAGUAAAUGAGUCUCAGGAAAUUGAUGAAGAUGAAGGCAUCCACAGCCAUGAAGGAAGUGACCUAAGUGACAACAUGUCAGAGGGUAGUGAUGAUUCUGGAUUACAUGGGGCUCGGCCAGUUUCCCAAGAAUCUAGCAGAAAAAAUGCAAAGGAAGCCUUAGCAGUCAAAGUGGCUAAGGGAGAUUUUGUUUGUAUUUUCUGUGAUCGUUCUUUCAGAAAGGGAAAAGAUUAUAGCAAACACCUCAAUCGCCAUUUGGUUAAUGUGUACUAUCUUGAAGAAGCAGCUCAAGGGCAAGAGUAACGAAACUUUGAACAAGGUUUCAGUUCUUAGUUUGUAAAGGUAUAUUACAUUUUAUAUUCAUUUAUAGUAGUAGACAACCUUUUAAGAUUGCUUUAAUUAGUCUCUGAUGUUGAUUUUUAAGUGGCAUUCUUUUCCUUAGGACUUUUUAUGUAUACCUGUUGAUUGUUGUAUAAAUUUAGCAAAUCUACUAAACCAGCAGAUACCUAAAUCUGUUAGCUUAUGUGUCUAAUUGAAAUGAGGCUAAGAUGGUAUAGCAGCAUUUUAUUGCUUUGUCCUGCUACAACUUGUCAUUUUUUUUCUCCAUGUCUCUUCCUGUUUCACUUUAGUUUAUUCUUAGUUUUUUAUUGAGAUCU